Messenger RNA from Electrophorus electricus (electric eel), 690 nucleotides. It is a transcript of the gene atp6v0e1, whose product is annotated as ATPase H+ transporting V0 subunit e1. NCBI's taxonomy places the organism in Eukaryota, Metazoa, Chordata, Actinopteri, Gymnotiformes, Gymnotidae. Gene Ontology annotation, biological process: proton transmembrane transport. Gene Ontology annotation, cellular component: proton-transporting V-type ATPase, V0 domain. The record is from RefSeq and is a predicted model, not a curated record. Gene Ontology annotation, molecular function: proton-transporting ATPase activity, rotational mechanism.
UGUGAUCUGCCGCUUUCACACGCUGAAGUAGGGAAGUUUGUGAAUUCACUAAUAGAAGCUGAUAACAUUACAUUUAACAGUUCUCCUGGUACUUCGCUUGCAAAGAAAACUAUGGCGCUAUCGUUUGUGAUACCAAUGUGCGUUAUGACAUUAUUUUGGGGACUCAUUGGAGGAGUUUGUCCGUGGUUUGUUCCUAAAGGACCGAAUAGGGGAGUCAUUGUUACCAUGCUGGUUUUAACUGCAGUUUGCUGCUACCUGUUCUGGCUGAUUGCUAUUCUAGCACAACUGAACCCAUUGUUUGGGCCAGCACUGAGCAAUGACACCAUAUGGUAUCUCUAUUAUCACUGGGGAUAGCAUUGUAGUCUCCUAUUCUUGAUCUACAUCAGAUGCUUCUUUGCCACCCCAAAAUUAACCAUUCAUUUUCUCACAAAGAGCAUAUUUCUCAUUCCCAAAACUUUAAGCACACCUGUUUGCAAAACAUUCUUGUGUUUUAAGACAGUCAUAUACUUACCUAUUUGACUUGUAAAGAAAACAACAAACAAACACUUGCUUACUUUUUAUCUUUUUCCUUUCCCUUGUUGAAACCUUGGACCUAUAUAUUGAUUGUACAUUUACCCUGUUGUAUUUCUUCUCUGUUCUUACUUUUGUAUUUAUGUAACUGCAGACCUGUAAUAAAACAUUUGAAGUGAA